GCUAUCUGAGACAUAGCCCUUAAAGUCCACUCUUCUUGGUGACCCCAAGAUACCCUCAGGAGUUAUUUGGCCUGUAAGAAGAAAGUCAUGGAGUCCCUGGAAGAACUAUCAGAGGAAGAGACUCCCAGAGAACCCAGAAGUUCCUCCUCCCCGUCCUGGAAGCUCACAGCCAAGGAGAUUCUGGCCACCAAGACCCAAAACUACUUUGCUCAGACUAAAAGAACUAAGAACAUCUUGAUGCAAGUUGCCUUCUCCAUCGGGCUAGGCAGCAUAUGGCGUUUCCCCUACCUGUGUCAUCGGAACGGAGGAGGUCAGGCCAGGGGCCUGGAUCCUGAGUUUCAGGAAGGAGCGUUAAGGCUUGGAGCCCGACUCCUGGGUCCUGGGGGAGGAGAGAACCGGAGGUUUACCCAGACUUGUAGGGGGUAAAGAGGAGGGGGGCCAGGACUCUGGCUGCCUGAGCACAGCUCCUGGCUCCCUUCUUCAGGCAGCUUUAUCCUGAUGUACUUCUUCAUGCUCCUCUUGUUCGGGAUCCCCCUCUUGUACAUGGAGAUGAUCAUGGGGCAUUGGCUGCGUGUGAACAACAUCCGGGUCUGGAAGCAGCUCAUCCCCUGGCUGGGCGGCAUAGGAUACGCUAGCAUAUUGGUGUGCAUCUUGAUGAGCCUGUACAACAGCAUCAUCCUCACCUGGAGCAUUUCCUACCUGGGCAACUCCUUUGAUAACUCCCUGCCCUGGAACCAGUGCCCACUGGUGAAGACCAUCAAUGUCACUGACCUCUCUUGCCUUCGGACUGUGACCCACCAGUACUUCUGGUACCACACCACCCUGAGUGCCUCAGGCCACAUUGAGGAAGGGGUCGAGGCCCUCGUCCUGCACCUCACCCUGGGCAUCUUCGCAGCCUGGUGCCUCCUCUUCUUAACCAUGAUCACAAAGCUAAAGACUUCAAUGACGGAGCGUCACAAAUCUGAUGAACCUGAUAAAAAAAGGCGUGCUGCCUCAGGAUGCCAAGCCCCCAGAAGACAUCCUACUCCUGCCCGCCCUCGACUAUCUAGAGUGGAUCAGCAAUCUCCCUCAACACCUCCAGUACCAGGUCAUCCACUUCUCCCCAACCUGCAGCAUCAAGACACAGAAGGAAAAGUUCAUGCAGGGCCCCGGCCUGGCAUUCGCAGCCUUCUCCCAAGCCGUCUCGUUGUUCCCUGGUGCCUCUUUUUGGGCCAUCCUCUUCUUCCUGGCCCUGGUCAUCACAGGGCUGAACACCUUGUUAAGGAUCUUGGAAGGCAUCGUCUAUCCCCUCCAGGACUCCAUCUCCAUCUUCAGGAGGUAUCCCAAGCUGCUGUCAGGGUCAGGGAAGAAAUAUUCGGUGAUCUGGGCCGCCUGUUGUGGUCCUUCUUCACUGUCCUGUGGUGCUACGUGACCCUGCCCGGGCUGCUGGCCCUGACCACCAUCUGCAUCAUGCAGCUCUACCAGACGGAACCCCCCUACUACAUUGCCUGGAACAGCAGUAUGAGCCAGGAGGUAGAACAGCCCUACCUGCAGAGCACCCUGGGCUGGGUCACCUUCCUCAGCAUCCUCACCUUCCUGCCGAUCCCGGUCUACCCACUUCAACACUGGUGGUACCUCGAGGACCAUAUUGCUUCUGAUCCCUUUGAAAAGCUACAGUCCAAAAAGAUGCCCUUGGUGCCCCCCAAGCCCUUACAGUGGCCUAAGCACCACAUGAAGUCCCAGAAGGGAAACAAUGAAAACUCCUCCAAGAAGCUCAGCCUGCCCUUCAUUAGGGGGGUGAACCUGAACUCAUGGCGGUUCAGCCUGCCCUUGAGUAGGAACACCCAGAACUCUUCCCGGUUCAGCCUGCCUGUUGUUACCUCCCUGACAUCCACAUUGUCCAUGAGGAGUUUCAGCCUACCAAUUUCAAGGCAGGUGAGCCCGGCCUCAAUGGCCAUGGACAACAGUGACCAGCACAUGGAGACCAGAGAAGAAAAUCAGCACGAGAAGUCUGUUCAGUAACUGGUGACACCACCCAUUUUUCCAAGGCAGCAAUUCUGUCCAAUAACUGGUGGCAUUAGUGUCCAUUUUGCUACAGAAAUCAUUGGUUCUGCUGGAAAGGAGGGGCAGGUGUCCGUGGAAAUUCUGCCUAGCAACCACUCAUUUGGCCUUGGAAAGAAAUGGACAACUCAGGAGCUCUUUUCUUUCCUGGAAUAAUACAAGUUCUGCUAAGUGGAACAUUCUGCUCUGGGGGUUGGAGAAUUCAGACGAAAUCAACUCAGCCAUUCACAGGACUGGACCUAGUGCCUCCUUUCUCCCUGUGAGGAGAGAAUACCAUGUUGGUAUAAUGGGGAUGGGCUCCGUAGCACUUUCUAGGACCCAGCCUUCCCAGUUAUCAUGGAGAUAGACAGUGUUCUCUCCAAACCCCAAAGUCCACAAACUGGAUCACUGGGGUGGCUAGUUUUUCCAGGGCUACCUUCUAAGAAUGGACUGGGAUAACAAUGCUGAGUCAAUAAAUCGAUCCACUGAGACCCCAUGCUCAGGCUGUGGGUGCAGUGUUCUUUCUGUCAGCCUCCUUCUACACAUCUACCCUCCAAAU
Molecule: messenger RNA, 2578 nt
Organism: Ailuropoda melanoleuca (giant panda)
Lineage: Eukaryota; Metazoa; Chordata; Mammalia; Carnivora; Ursidae
Product: orphan sodium- and chloride-dependent neurotransmitter transporter NTT5
Exons: 7
Coding region: 499-2001 (500 amino acids)
Biological process (GO): sodium ion transmembrane transport; nitrogen compound transport; amino acid transport
Cellular component (GO): plasma membrane
Source: RefSeq, a predicted model, not a curated record